This is a messenger RNA of Odobenus rosmarus divergens (Pacific walrus), 1609 nucleotides long. RefSeq names its product fascin homolog 2, actin-bundling protein, retinal (Strongylocentrotus purpuratus) (gene FSCN2). Gene Ontology annotation, biological process: actin filament bundle assembly; cell migration; establishment or maintenance of cell polarity. The record is from RefSeq and is a predicted model, not a curated record. Gene Ontology annotation, cellular component: cytoplasm; actin cytoskeleton. The transcript is spliced from 5 exons. Bases 86 to 1564 code for a protein of 492 amino acids. Lineage: Eukaryota; Metazoa; Chordata; Mammalia; Carnivora; Odobenidae. Gene Ontology annotation, molecular function: protein-macromolecule adaptor activity; actin filament binding.
CCGGGCCUCUGGGGGACCUCGGGGGCCGUGAGCACGCGGAGAGAGCCUCCCAGGCCCCUCGUGGGGCGCUGGGCCGGCUCUGAGGAUGCCCACCAACGGCCUGCACCAGGUGCUGAAGAUCCAGUUUGGCCUCGUCAACGAUGCUGACCGCUACCUGACGGCCGAGAGCUUCGGCUUCAAGGUCAACGCCUCAGCACCCAGCCUCAAGAGGAAGCAGACGUGGGUGCUGGAGCCUGACCCGGGGCAGGGCGCCGCUGUGCUGCUCCGCAGCAACCACCUGGGCCGCUACCUGUCCGCCCAGGAGGACGGGCGCGUGGCCUGCGAGGCGGAGCGGCCGGGCCGUGACUGCCGCUUCCUGGUGCUGCCACAGCCCGACGGGCGCUGGGCGCUGCAGUCGGAGCCGCACGGCCGCUUCUUCGGCGGCACUGAGGACCGGCUGUCCUGCUUCGCCACGGCCAUCUCCCCGGCCGAGCUGUGGACCGUCCACCUGGCCAUCCACCCGCAGGCGCACCUGCUGAGCGUGAGCCGCCGGCGCUACGUGCACCUGUGCCCGCAGGAGGACGAGAUGGCGGCCGACAGCGACACGCCCUGGGGCGUGGGCGCGCUCGUCACCCUCCUCUUCCAGAACCGGCAGUACUGCCUCCAGUCCUGUGACGGCCGCUACCUGCGCAGUGACGGCCGCCUCGUGGGGGGGCCCGAGCCCCACGCCCGCUACACGCUCGGGGUCAAGGCGGGCAAGCUGGCCUUCAAGGACCGUGACGGCCGCUACCUGGCACCCGGGGGGCCCGCCGGCACGCUCAGGGCAGGCCGCAGCACGCGGCCGGGCAAGGAUGAGCUCUUCGACCUGGAGGAGAGCCACCCGCAGGUGGUGCUGGUGGCCGCCAACCACCGCUACGUGUCCGUGCGGCAAGGGGUCAACGUCUCAGCCAACCAAGACGAAGAACUGCAUCAUGAGACCUUCCUGAUGCAAAUUGACCAGGAGACAAAGAAGUGCACCUUCUAUUCCAGCACCGGGGGCUACUGGACCCUCGUCACCCAUGGGGGCAUCCACGCCACAGCCACACAGGUUUCUGCCAACACCAUGUUUGAGGUGGAGUGGCGUGGCCGGCGGGUGGCCCUCAAGGCCAGUAAUGGGCGCUAUGUGUGCAUGAAGAAGAAUGGACAGCUGGCGGCCACCAGCGACUUUGUGGGUGACGACGAGCAGUUCAUUCUCAAGCUCAUCAAUCGGCCCAUCCUCGUGCUGCGGGGCCUGGACGGCUUCAUCUGCCACCGCCGUGGCUCCAACCAGCUGGACACCAACCGCUCCGUCUACGAGAUCUUCCAUCUGAGCUUCAGCGACGGCGCCUACCAAAUCCGAGGCCGCGGCGGCGGGUUCUGGUACACCGGCAGCCACGGCAGCGUGUGCAGCGACGGCGAGCGCGCCGAGGACUUCCUCUUCGAGUUCCGCGAGCGCGGCCGCCUGGCCAUCCGCGCGGGGAGCGGCAAGUACCUGCGCGGAGGCGCCUCCGGGCUGCUGCGCGCGGACGCGGACACGCCGGCCGGGCUCGCGCUCUGGGAGUACUGAGCGGGCGGCGCGCCCGUCCUCCCAUUAAACCGUGUCUGUGACGCA